This is a messenger RNA of Dendrobium catenatum, 501 nucleotides long. RefSeq names its product calmodulin-like protein 3. The record is from RefSeq and is a predicted model, not a curated record. The transcript has a single exon. The coding region runs from base 1 to 501 and encodes 166 amino acids. NCBI's taxonomy places the organism in Eukaryota, Viridiplantae, Streptophyta, Magnoliopsida, Asparagales, Orchidaceae. Gene Ontology annotation, molecular function: calcium ion binding.
AUGGAGCUGCUAGAUUUUGUCAUAUUACAAGUUGUUGCUAUUACUCGGUGUCGCAUUGAGUUGACUCGGUUUUUAUCAUGCGACGGAGAUCGCCAUCUAUUUUGCAACUCUCGAAACGAUGACAUUGUGAUCUCUACUGAUGAAAUUGACGAUGGUGGCGGUGGAGAUCAGGAGUUGACGGCGGACGAUGUGACGGCGGUGUUGGAGAGGUUGGGGAUAGAGUGUGUGGAGAGGGGAAGGGAGGGGAAGGGGGUGGUUGAGGAAUUGUUGGAGGAAAAGGAAGCAAGUGAGUGGGAGUUGAAAGAGGCUUUUUAUGUGUUUGAUAGGAAUGAAGAUGGCUUCAUAACAGCUGAGGAGCUGUGGAAUGUGAUGAGGAGAUUGGGGUUUGAGGAAGGCAGGAGGGUGAAGGACUGUGAGAGGAUGAUCAGAGCUUUUGAUGAAGAUGGUGAUGGCAAGAUCAGUUUCUUGGAGUUUAAGAGAUUGUUAGAGAAUACAAUGUAG